CUAACGACCAAUUAAAUUGUCAAACUAUCAUUGCCUUACAAUAUCAGUAUAUCUUACCCUGUACCCUUGACAUUACAAUGUCACUAAAACAAGGCAGUUAAAUAGUAAAAUAUGAAGUCGAUUGACAAUAUACCGUUACGUUAUAAUAUCACUAGUGAAAUUGUAAUAUCACGGAUUUGACAAUAUAUAAGCGACAUAUACACAUCAAAAUUGAUAUGUGCUAAAACGUGAAUGUAACAUUAAGUAUAUUUUAGGACGAAAUGUUGGAAUCGAAAAAAGUUUUUGUAUUGAAAGAAGAAUCUUCUGAAGAUGUGGCAAGAGCGAUGAUUGAAGGUGGAGGUCAAAAAGAAUCAUUAUUUUUACUGGAUCUUGACGAAGUGUAUCACCGCAUACAAUAUUUUAAGUCUCGUUUGCCAAGGGUGCAAAUAUUUUAUGCAAUGAAGGCCAAUGACGUUGAACAAAUAUUGAAAAUGGCAGUUUAUACCGGGCUUGGUUUCGAUUGCGCUUCGCCUGGUGAAAUUGAUAAAGUACUUCAGCUGAACGUUAACCCAUUAAGUAUUAUAUUUGCUGUUCCAACGAAACCCGCACACUGGAUGACGUAUGCGAGAGACGUUGGAGUGAGACAUACUACCUUUGAUACCUCGUACGAGUUGAAGAAGAUAAAGCAAUAUUGGUCUGACGCGCAGUUGUUAAUCAGAAUAAAAGUCGAGGGAGACAGCAUUUACAAACUCGGUGACAAAUUUGGAUGUGAUUUUGAAACUGAAGCGAUUCAUCUUCUUGAUGAGGCUGCAGCUCUUAAUUUAAAGGUUGUGGGUGUGGCUUUUCACGUGGGUAGUGGUUGUUCUUCCGCUGACAGCCAUAUAAUAGGGCUUCAAAGAGCGAAAGCCUUGUUCGACCACGAAGAAAAAGCGGGGAGGAAAAUGAAUAUUGUUGAUAUUGGGGGUGGCUUCUUGAGUGACAGAAGAGACAGAAUUGAUCAGGUAUCUACACUCGUAAACGACGCAUUAAAGAAGCUAUUUCCUGAUCCAAAUAUUCAAAUUAUCGCUGAGCCAGGCCGCUAUAUAUGUGACUCCUCCAUGGAUCACUACAGCAGCAUUAUUAAUGUUCGAAGGAUAAUGAAGGGAGAGCAAAGUAUGAAUAUGAUAUAUAUAAAUGAUGGAUUUUUUGGCUCUUUGGGAUUCUUUGAUCCAUGGCACACUGUGAAGAGAUUUGAGACAGAAACUGAUUGUAAAGGAAAUCAGCCAGAGACAAUGAUAAUCUGGGGACCAAGUUGUGACUCAACAGACCGAGUUAUGGAAAACUUGGAUAUCAAGCUCCCGCCGUGUUCGCCAUUAGAUUGGCUCGUCUUUCCGCUCCGAGGCGCCUACACCUUCGUAUAUGCGUGUGAGUUCUCGUGCCUACAGAAGUCUUUAAUAAGAUCAGUCAUCUCUAGUGACUUAUGGAACAAGAUUAAAGGCCACGCAGUAUACAAAUCCAAUGAAUUCGUUGAAAAUCCUGUGUUGUCCGAGCCUCUUCCAUCGACGUGUCCACCUCUAAAUCACGCUGAAUGGCAUUUCAAUAAUAAUACAUUAAAAAGUUAAUGAUAAAUUUA
Molecule: messenger RNA, 1591 nt
Organism: Leptidea sinapis
Lineage: Eukaryota; Metazoa; Arthropoda; Insecta; Lepidoptera; Pieridae
Exons: 9
Coding region: 261-1580 (439 amino acids)
Cellular component (GO): cytoplasm
Molecular function (GO): ornithine decarboxylase activity
Source: RefSeq, a predicted model, not a curated record